Messenger RNA from Myripristis murdjan (pinecone soldierfish), 4489 nucleotides. RefSeq names its product ribosomal modification protein rimK-like family member A (gene rimkla). Lineage: Eukaryota; Metazoa; Chordata; Actinopteri; Holocentriformes; Holocentridae. Gene Ontology annotation, cellular component: cytoplasm. The record is from RefSeq and is a predicted model, not a curated record. Gene Ontology annotation, biological process: protein modification process. The coding region runs from base 605 to 1828 and encodes 407 amino acids. Gene Ontology annotation, molecular function: N-acetyl-L-aspartate-L-glutamate ligase activity; ATP binding; metal ion binding. The transcript is spliced from 5 exons.
CCUCGUGGAUAGCGGCCAAACGAAGCAAAGGGGGGGUUAGUCGUGGGGGUAGCUGAAUUGUGAUAAACCUACUAGUUUUUUGGGGUUUGCAAAGCCAGCCGACCGCUGUGUUCACUAGAAAACUUUGUUGGUAGUUUCGAGACGACGAGUGGAGGAAAUAACGCGUCAGAGCUGGAGCUUUGUUUGCCCUGGCGGGCAAAUAGUGCCAAGAGCUGCAUCUCCUACCUGAGAGACAACUUUGUACGGCGCGUAAAAUACCGUUAGGUUUGAUUGUAGCCGCACGGUUUGCUUAUCUGGGUUCAGAAGAGACCUGAGAGGAAGCCUGCAAAUGAAGGGAGGCAAAGGUGGUACCGAAACUUGAUUAUUCUAGCUGGCUCCAUCCGUGGUCUUGCUUCAGCCACAUUACAGCCGGAUCGCACCGCUAGCCGCUGCACUCCAUUGUGUGAGCAUCUCUGUUGCUGUUCCCAUCAUCACUUCCCGACCCCCGGAUCCCGCGCUGCUACCAAACACCUGCCGCCCCCCACCCUCCGCUUUUACAACCGCUUGUUUCCACUCAGAUUUUCUUUUUUUUAUUUACUCGACCCCAACACACUUCGCAUCCAAAAUGUGCUCUCGGGUUUGGUUCGUCACCGACCGGCGUAUCAGCCAGGAGUACCCCCAAGUUCAGAUCCUCCGGGCACUGAAACAGCGCUGCGCCGAGGAGGAUGUUGAAUUCCGCUCCCUUCUCAUGGACGAAAUAGUUCUCACCAUCAGCGACGGACAAUUAGGUCUGCGGGUGGAGCAGGAAGUGGUGACAUCUUAUCCGCAGGUGGCCGUGGUGCGGGUGCCCACCCCCUGGGUGCAGUCAGACAGUGACAUCACUGUCUUGCGCCACUUGGAGAAGAUGGGCUGUCGGCUGAUUAACCGGCCCCAGGCCAUCCUCAACUGCGUCAACAAGUUUUGGACCUUUCAGGAGCUGGCCGGACACGGGGUGCCUCUCCCUGACACCUUCUCCUAUGGAGGACAUGACAACUUUCGUAAGAUGAUUGAUGAAGCAGAGCCACUGGGCUACCCGGUGGUGGUGAAGAACGCACGAGGUCACAGAGGCAAGGCUGUGUUCUUGGCCCGCGAUAAGCACCACUUGUCAGAUCUGUGUCAUCUCAUCCGCCAUGACGCCCCCUACCUGUUCCAAGAGUACAUCAAGGAGUCGCACGGCCGUGACGUGCGCGUGGUCCUAGUGGGGGGCCGUGUCAUUGGGUCCAUGCUACGCUGCUCCACUGAUGGACGCAUGCAGAGCAACUGCUCUCUGGGUGGUGUAGGUAUGAUGUGCCCACUGAGCGAGCAGGGCAAGCAGCUCGCCACAGAGGUGUCCAACAUCCUUGGCAUGGAUGUGUGUGGCAUUGACCUGUUGCAGCUCAACGACGGCUCCUUUGUAGUGUGUGAGGCCAAUGCCAACGUGGGCUUCAUUGCCUUCGACCAGGCCUGCGGCAUGGAUGUGGCAGGCAUUGUGGCUGACUACGCCCUGUCCCUGCUGCCCAGCCGCCUCACCCGCAAGAUGUCCCUGCUCUCUGUUGUGUCCAGCACCAGUGAGACCAGCAGCGAGCCGGAGGUGUGCCCAGUGCCUGCUGGUGGUGGGUCGCUGCCAGAGGCUGUGUGCAACAUGAGCGUGGGCUCCACCUCCAGCGAGAGCGAUCCGGAGCUGGCGGAGCCCUCGCAGUCUCCCCCCCGCCAAGCCUCGGCCCCGGCCUUGCCCGAUCUCUCCGGGCUACCUGGCCUCCCUGACCUCCCCGAUCCUGCCUACAACUUCAACACCCUCCUCGCCAACGAGAUCAAGUUAUUGACUGAGUAAGCUGGAGACAGCUUCAUGCACACACUAACACAACAGAUACAUAUCUAACACAAACACACACACACAAACCUGCAUACAUGCACAUGUGCACAUGGCAAUGGACAUUCCUUUUACAAACACUCAUAAACACGAAAAAAAGACAGGAUUUUAAAUGCAAAAUGGGAGCUGAACAAACAGAGAACACAUACACAUACAACAAAACCACAACCACAGAAAACUGACAUACACACCCACACACAUACACAUGAGAUUUCUCAUGCUAACUCCCUCCGUAAAUACAAAGAUCUGAGGCUGCUCCCCUGACUCUCCUGUCUUUCCACCUCUACUCCUUAAAUGCAAACCGACCCCACCAUCCAGCAUUAGCUUACACUGCAGCAUGGUGGCGCGAGUGGGAUAGAAAAACACGAGCUACCUGCCAAACUGGCUGAUAUUAGUUUCCGUUUUGCAAAAUUGUGAGGGUGAGUUGAACAAGGUUUUGUUUUUGGGAUGGGUGUGGGAGUCCCAUAAAAGCAUACACCAGCCAGGUCUUCAUGCUCAAUAUACUACAAUGUUACGAAGGGGAAUGUAUGUUGUCAGUGAAAGGAAAAGGGGGUUUCCUACUGAGACUGUAGCCAGGUUGGUUGGAUUGGAGAUGAAAUGUUAUUUUCAAGUGGUUAGCUCCAUGGGAGGGAUACCCAGGGUUGGGCAACAUGUACUUUCAGUUCCAAUGUAGCAACGCAGUCCUUCCUUCAAGGACAUGGUACAGGAUGGGGGCCGUCCUGUGAAAAUUUAGGCAUAAGAUGGGAGCAUAUGAGGUCAGAUUUACUGCCAUUAAUAAUUCAUCAAUUGAGAUCGGAGUAGACUUCACUACCAAGUGUCCCGACAAAUUGUUUAUUGUACAGUAUGUGAGAUGUUGUUAAUCCAGCCUAAAACAGAAUCUAUGCACAACAUAUCUUAAAUUCAACAUAUCUUAUUCCUUGUACAGUUCAAUAUGUACAAUGCUGUCCCAUAGUUAAAAUCGAAAGAAUCCCAGUUUCUAAUCAGUGAUAUUAUCAAGAGAUCCUGUUUGAAGCUGCUAUAUUGAAAGUGAAUUAGAGGGUGAAUAUUUAUGUAAGUUUUAAUGCCUAAUUAAGAAUAUUUUUAACCCAGAUUUUAUACUCAUAUCACCAGAAAGGGCUCCUAGGAGCUGACAUGGUGUCCAUAAAUUCAUUCUUCUGUUCACUGUCAAUGAGAAGCACCAACACAUUACUGGAUCACAUCUAGAGACUUGGUACUCUUGCUUUCAACAUUGGGAUGGGAUUUUUAUGUGAACAAAACCAGGCUAAACUGCCAAGAAAUAGUUCUGUUUUAUGGUGGAUUUCCUCUAAAAGCAUAGAUGUUGAAUUUAUAGAAAUGUCACACCCUGGGAGACAAAAAUUAACUGAGCACCACUGCUUGAUUUUAAAUGUCAUGUUUUUUAUAGCGCGAUUAGCUAUACCAGCUUUUUUAAAAAAAUAAGAACAGUACUUCAACCGCAGCUCAGUUGUUUUGCUGCAUUUUUUUAAAAUUCAUUUAAUAUAUAGCACUUUAUGAUGAACAGAUGCAUUUUUUUCUCACUCAGAUGACAUUUAGGGGAAACGUGCGACAGAGUGUGAAAGCCGCGUCUACACCUGCAAGCAUAAUAUACCUCAAAACAGAUGACUUCUCACUGCCAUAGGAUGAAGUAGACAUUGAAACAUACAUAUCAGCCAGGAUCCUUGUGGUUUUAAAACAGCCCCUGAUAUACCAGGCUUUCCCUCCCUUUAUAUCUAGGAGCUAGAUAGGUUUUUUUUUUUUUUUUUUUUUUUUUUUUUUUAUUAUUUUGUAAAUAUUAAAGUAGUGGGCUAGCUUAAAUGCUUAUUAGUUUCCAGCUGAUGAAACUGGAAGGGCUGACAUAACUGCCAACGUUAACAUUUUGAUAAGCUAUUGUGUACAAAUUAGUUUGUACAGAACUGCACGCUUCUGGAUUUGGUUAGAUGUGAUUUUUCAGUCAUGCUAUUUGCAGAUGACAAUUUUACUAUUUCUUUUUUUCCAAUGAAAAUGAAAUAACCCACAAACUAUGUUGGCAUGAUGUACAAACAAAAAAAUGGAAAAGAAUAUAUUUUUGCAGUCUGUUUGAAUAGAAUGUUACUUUUACUUUCCUUAACAGGAAGAAUUUUUUUUCCAGGGAUUUCUGUAGCUAAGAGCUUAUUUCUUGAGCUUUUGGUUCCUCUUAAUUCACCUCCUGCACGCCUUCUGAAAUACCUAUCAACAUAUAGGUGCAAACUCUGGGUUAACUGCCAAUCACCAAAAAUCAUUACAGCUCUGAUCAAAAGCACAAAUGUAAACCUUAAGUUGUGCCACUUAGCAUAGUUGACGUCCGUGUUUUUAGGCUUGUAACCCACUCUGUCAACAUUAAAAUGUUUUUUGAAUAGUCGACUUGAACACAACUCAGGGAAGCAGCCUGGAUCUCACCCCCACACCCAAAGGCAUGACACAUCCAUCCGAGCUAGAGAUCUGUCAUCAACAUGACACGUACCAAGCCAGACAAUAGACACACAAACAACAAUGAAAAAAAGUUGUAAACUAUAAAAAGAUGCAGUGUAAACCAUGAAGGUUAACAUGCACUUUUUUCCCUUGCUUGUUUUAUAUUGUUCCUUGUUUCUCCUAAUUUAUGGUAUUUUU